AUGGCCCCUAGAAUUUCCUCUUCUUUUGUGUCCAUCCUUGUUCCCUUCAUCGCAAUUCAACCCUCCGCCACUCACUCGAGAAACCUGAAUGCUCCCGAUCCAAGCCUCACUCACUUCCAGAGCUUGGAGGGGACUCUCAAGGGCCAGACCAAGCAAGGCAUCAAAGAGGUCAAGCGUUACCUCAGAGCUUUCGGAUACUUGGACCACAAGGAGGACGAGAACCACGUUGCCCUCGUGGACGACAAGUUCAACGACACUUUAGAGGCAGCACUCAGAUCUUACCAGAGAUUCUACUGUCUUAAAGUCACCGGAGAUCUUGACGCCGGCACCAUGAUGCAAAUGAGCGUCCCGAGAUGCGGGAUUGGCUGCCUUACAAAACCCCUUCUCACUUACGCCUUCAACUCGCUCCCCAAGGACAUCUCGCCAGAGUUGUCGAAAGGAGCCUGCUGGAGAGCUUUCAACAGGUGGUCCCAUGUCUCCGCAUUCACUUUCGAAGAGGCUCCGGCACGCGAGCCGUCCGAUAUCGCCAUAGGCUUCUACAGUGGCGAUCAUGGCGACUAUUACCCUUUCGAUGGGCCCAGCAGAGUUCUUGCCCAUGCAUUUGGCCCAACCGACGGUAGGUUCCAUGGCGACGCUGACGAGAAGUGGAGCAUCAACCCCGGCUCGAACCAGUUCGACUUGGAAAUGGUGGCCCUGCAUGAAGUAGGACACCUCCUAGGGCUCGGCCACCGCGAGGAUCCGAGCGCCGUCAUGUAUCCCCUUAUCCCGCGGGGUGCCACCAAAAGGAAUCUUCAACAAGAUGACAUCGAUGGCAUACAUGCUUUGUACCCUGCGGAAUAG
Rhodamnia argentea is the source of this 840-nucleotide messenger RNA. RefSeq names its product metalloendoproteinase 1-like. The transcript has 2 exons. NCBI's taxonomy places the organism in Eukaryota, Viridiplantae, Streptophyta, Magnoliopsida, Myrtales, Myrtaceae. Gene Ontology annotation, molecular function: zinc ion binding; metalloendopeptidase activity. The record is from RefSeq and is a predicted model, not a curated record. Bases 1 to 840 code for a protein of 279 amino acids. Gene Ontology annotation, biological process: extracellular matrix organization; collagen catabolic process; proteolysis. Gene Ontology annotation, cellular component: extracellular matrix.